AUGCUCAGAACUUUGAGGUCGACCAGUCGGCUGAACCUGAUUCCAGUGCGAUGGAACUCCACCGCCAGUCCGGCUUCGCCGCCCUUAAUGGCCAGAAUUAGAUCUGAUCUCAAGGUUGCCAUGAGGGCGAAGGAUACGGCCAGAUUGAAUGUCCUUCGCGCGCUGAUCUCGGAAACAAAUAACUCCGCAAAGACCUCAUCGCCGAUCCAAACAGACUUGCAAUUGCUGUCGCUCAUCCGAAAGCGUGCGGCUGCUGCCAAAGAGGCAGCAAAACAAUUCGCAGAGGCCGAUCGGCCCGAUUUGAAGGAGAAGGAAGAUGCACAGGUCGCAAUUCUGGAGGAGUAUGCCGGCAAAGUGGAGACGAUGAGCCUGGAAGACAUCAAGGCCAUUGUCUCGCAGGAAGUUUUGAAAUUGAAGGAAGCCGGCAAGAAGGUCGAGGUCGGCGGUCUGCUCAAGUCUCUCUUUGCUCCUGGAGGUGCCCUGGAUGGCAAGCCUGCAGAGAGAGCCGAAGUUGCGAAGAUCGCCAAGGAGGCCGUCGCUUCCGCGUGA
Messenger RNA from Aspergillus fischeri NRRL 181, 549 nucleotides. RefSeq lists its product as uncharacterized. Gene Ontology annotation, molecular function: carbon-nitrogen ligase activity, with glutamine as amido-N-donor. Lineage: Eukaryota; Fungi; Ascomycota; Eurotiomycetes; Eurotiales; Aspergillaceae. The transcript has 2 exons. Gene Ontology annotation, cellular component: mitochondrion. The record is from RefSeq and is a predicted model, not a curated record. Bases 1 to 549 code for a protein of 182 amino acids.